Molecule: messenger RNA, 339 nt
Organism: Penicillium alfredii
Lineage: Eukaryota; Fungi; Ascomycota; Eurotiomycetes; Eurotiales; Aspergillaceae
Exons: 2
Coding region: 1-339 (112 amino acids)
Source: RefSeq, a predicted model, not a curated record
AUGAAAGCCUCGCUAGGCAUUCUGCUCGGUGGAGCUGUUCAUGCUCUGGCUCUGGCUGCGAAUCAAUCCUCAUGGUCAUCAGUUAACGUGCUAGGUGAAAACCUCGAGCCACGCGAUAAACCCUGCACAGGAACCGCAUAUGGCACGACAGACGGAAAUUGCUGGAAAAGAUGCGGGCCUACGAAAAAGGGAAACUGGUGUUGGCUGGCGACCAAGGGAGGGACAGGGGAUAAAAUCUCUAUCAAAACCGUGCCCAUUGGCAAGAAGGAAGAUGAGAAAAUCUGCCUUGACAACGAUGCCGACUGCUUGAGCUGCGAUGUUUUCGGUCUAAAUACAUAA